AUGCAUGCUAAAGGCCAGCCAAAAUUGCUCUAUUUUGGCAACGAACUUCCAAAUGAUGAUUUAAAUGAUCUGUUCCGCCGCCUACUGCAGCAUAGCAAAGAUCGGCGGUUUCGACUCCUGAAUGCGGCACCAUACUUUGACAACAUUCUCACCUUGUCCGAGCAAGGGUAUCUAAGGGAGCUGGGCCUUGGGGCAGCCAUGGAAAGCGCUUUUCUUCUCAUCUUGCAGCUAGGCUUGUUCAUCGGACACCACGAAGCUUCUGACAGCGAGUUGAAUAUCCUGAAGCAUCAGAGUGUAGCUUCUGGCUUGAGCGUUGGUCUAUUUUCUGGAGCCGCCAUAGCAUUAUCUACCACUCUCGCAGAAGUGGUGAAAAACGGAGCCGAAUGCUUAAGAGUAUCCUUCCGGCUCGGUGUGUACGUGAACCAGUUCUCUAGUAAGCUCGAGGCGCCUCAGACCGAUGGCAUGCUUCAGAGCUGGGCACAUGUUGUGACGGGUCUGACGGAAGAUGCCGCAGAUAAAUCUUCUGUGAGCUUUAGUGGGCCGCCAUCGCGCAUCAAGUCAGCCUUCCUACAGUCGAGCGAGUUGCGAUACUCUAAGUCUCUGACCUUACCUGUUUACGACGGUCUCUAUCAUACGACACAUGCUUAUAGCCAGGAUGACGUUCGUGCUGUCUUAGACAUCUCGAGCUCCAUGAUUCCCGCAUCACGCCCGGUGCACAUAUCGAUAAUUUCAUCGCGAGCGGGGACGCCCUUCACCGCCACCACUGCUGGAGAACUAUUAUCCGAAAUCGUCACAGAGCUGAUUUCGGAUACCAUCUAUCUAGAUCAAGUGUUGGCGGGCAUUUUACGGCACAUUGGAGCUGUCCCGGGAAUGCAGAUAUGUCGGAUCGAUUCCUUCCGCACCUCAGUUAUCUUUAAGGGUAUUCUUGAAGCGAUUGCCGCAGAAUUCCCUGAGCCAUCGUUGGUAUGGCAUGUCGCAUGCCGUGUCUAUCUCCGAAAUAUCGACCCAAUAAUCAAGAUUUUGCAUCGACCCAGCCUGAGCAAGUGGAUGAUAGAUAAUGGCCCUUAUCUUACAGGAUUGUCCGAAGGGAAUAUUCCCGUCAGAGCGUUGGAGUUUGCGGUUUGUUACGUGACCACCAACAGCAUGACUGAAAAACAGUGCCAAGCUGAGUUCCGGAAGAACAAGUCUAGCAUAGUGGCAGUGUAUCGGAAGAUGUGCGAAGACACAAUCGAGAUGACAGGGCUGUUGACAACGCGCCAUAUGGUAGUACUGCAGGCAUUUACUCUGUACUUAGUCGGUAGAAGAUCCGAAGAAAAAGGCACGGCCGUUUGGAUGCUCGUUACCCUAGCGAGUAGACUCGCCAGUGCUAUGGGCCUGAACCAAGAGCCAGGAACUAUACUCCGAGUGGGAGAGUCCUUCUUCCAACAGCAGAUGCGUAUGAGACUAUGGCUUACCAUCUGCCUCAUGGACCUCCAGUCAUCUUUUGCACAAAACUCUGAGCCACUUAUCAGUUACCGAGAUGCCGCUUCGGCGAUUGGUUACGUUGCGCAAAUCAACGACUCCGAAUUCGACAUGGACACCACACAGGCAGUCUCAUCACAUGAGGAUCUCACUGAUAUAACCUUUGCUCUGAUCACAUAUCAUGUUCAAGUUGCCGGUCGACUAUUAAAUUUUGACUCAACAGAAUCCAGCGCUUCAGGUGCCACUAGCACUACCAGCAACGACUACUUAUCCUCAGCUUCUGUUCUUUCCCUCGCCUUUACCUUGUUGCAUUACUGCGACCCUGAGUCCUCCCCGUAUGCUUGGUUCACAUGGCACAGCACACCUUUGAUUGUGUCCGAACUUCGAGUCUCCGAGCUGCUUCCAUUUAGAUGCGGCUUCAUAGGUAGUCAGAUUAUACUACUACGAACAAAGGACGAUAAAAUUCUGCUGCAACGAGCACUAAAGAACCUUGAAAAGUCGCAACUAAUACUUUCCGACUCACGAAGUGACGGCUUCCGUUGGUAUAUAACUGUACCAUGGCUUGCACUCACGACUGCCAUUGUGGAGUGCAACAACUGCACCGAUGUGGGGCUUCUCCUUCGGGCAUGGCCGGUGAUCGAAGCUUCGUACCAGCAUUACAAGCCUGGGAUAUUACAAAAUAGCCAAAUUUCUCAAACGCCCUUAGAGCAACUAAUGACUGAGAUCCGUGAUAAGCUUGCUCCAAUAAUUCAAGGUGCCACCUUGUUCGAGAGCAGUCAGGGUUUUAAUAGGGUUGGUGAUUCAGUUAGACUCCUACAAACAGCUAUAAAAUCUCGCGUUCAAAAUACUGGCAUCUCUAUUGAUCCAUCACUGGAUAGUGGUUCGCUGUCUGAAGUGCCGCUUGGCGGACUGGGGCAGCCGUUCGUACAGCAGAGUUGGGAUUCUCCAGAGUCAUCGAAUAGUCGGUGA
This is a messenger RNA of Penicillium taxi, 2430 nucleotides long. RefSeq names its product Zn(II)2Cys6 domain-containing transcription factor nscR (gene nscR). Gene Ontology annotation, molecular function: transferase activity; DNA binding; zinc ion binding. The coding region runs from base 1 to 2430 and encodes 809 amino acids. NCBI's taxonomy places the organism in Eukaryota, Fungi, Ascomycota, Eurotiomycetes, Eurotiales, Aspergillaceae. The transcript has 6 exons. The record is from RefSeq and is a predicted model, not a curated record. Gene Ontology annotation, biological process: DNA-templated transcription.